This is a messenger RNA of Didymosphaeria variabile, 615 nucleotides long. RefSeq lists its product as uncharacterized. Gene Ontology annotation, molecular function: catalytic activity. The transcript has 2 exons. The record is from RefSeq and is a predicted model, not a curated record. Lineage: Eukaryota; Fungi; Ascomycota; Dothideomycetes; Pleosporales; Didymosphaeriaceae. Bases 1 to 615 code for a protein of 204 amino acids.
AUGACUAUUGCCGACAGCUCUGCUAAGCUUGAAUUGGAAACAGUCAAGAAUUUAAUAUCAAAGGCCGGACUCCAGGUUCCUCUAUCAGAACUAGACGACUGGUCUGUUCUUCUGGGUAGUUUUGAGCAGAGCAUUCAGGAUAUUCUGCAAGAAGAGGAUGAUCUUCCUGUUCCCGACCUAUCCAAAUAUCCACGGACAGACAUAGCUAUUCCAGAUGCCACUCAAAGCGACAAAGGAGCUUGGGCGACAACAUGCAUCGCAAAAAGCACGGCGCCUACCUCGUCGCUCAUUGCUGGAAAGAAAAUUGCAUUGAAAGAUAACAUCGCAUUUGCUGGCAUGCGAACACUCAAUGGACUCGAUCCUUUGGCUCGUCCCUGGGUUCCCACUUACGAUGCAACCGUUGCAACCCGUAUCAUGGAUGCCGGCGGUAUCAUUGUUGGCAAAGCGACCUGCGAGGCAGCAUGUAUGGAACCCUCGUCAGAUACUUCCUGGACCGGCGUUGUACAUAACCCUUAUGCGGACAAUUACUCGUGUGGUGGGUCCAGCAGUGGAUCGGGCAGAGUCGUUGCGACUGGCUCAGCAGAUAUGGCUCUUGGCUGCGACCAGGGAGGGUAG